UAUUUACCUCCUCUAUCUGAGAUCAUCCAUUACGUCUGUCGCCAAGGCAACUGAACACAGGUGGUCCCGCCUCCUUCUUCAAUCCAGCCAAUCGGGACAGGGCGUGGGCGUGGCUAACAGCCUCCCAGCACCCAGCUGCUUUAUCUGUCAAAUCCGGAGAAGUUCAUUCACGACUGAAGGGGGGAAAAAAGCACAGAACCAGAGGAAGGAUUUCACCUCGACACCCAUGCUGAAGAUAAAAUGAGCAGCUCGAGCGCACUUUCUUAUCAAAAGAAGAAGGUGAGAAGUAAAACUGCAGGAGUGAUGGAGGGUGGAUUGCGGAUGCUGCCGUGCUACGUGGCCAGCUCUCAGGUGCUGGGCGUGGCGUGUGUGGUGCUCACGGGUGUGUGGAUGGGCCACUACCACGGGGGCUACGCCUGGGACAGCUCGCAACAGCAGUUUAACGUGCACCCGCUCUGCAUGAUCAUAGGCCUCGUCUUCCUCUAUGGAGACGGCGUGCUGGUGUACCGUGUGUUCAGAAACGAGAGUAAGCGCUCGGUGAAGAUCCUCCACGCUCUGAUACACAUGAUGGCCCUCAUCAUUAGCAUUGUGGGUCUGGUGGCUGUGUUCGAUGUCCACAAUAAAGCCGGCUUCUCUAACAUGACCUCUCUGCAUAGCUGGUGUGGCAUGCUUACCUUCAUCCUCUUCCUCAUGCAGUGGCUGCUGGGAUUGGGCUUCUUCCUGUUUCCCUGGGCAUCAACAGUGCUACGGAGAUGGUAUCUGCCACUGCAUGUAUUCUUUGGCCUGGUGCUCCUUGCCAUGGCGGUGGGUUCCUCGCUCACUGGCAUUGCAGAGAAAGCGAUCUUCAGUGGCCUGCCGCCGUUUGCUCCUGAGGAGGUUCUGACCAACAUACUCAGCCUGCUGCUGGUGUGUUUCGCGGUAAUUGUGGGCUAUGUGGUGACCAGAGAAGAGUUCAGACGACCGCCGAACCCCGAGGAAGAGGCUCUGUCUGUUCACUUCAACACUCUGAGUGAAGACUCCAGGCCCAGCACGCCUUAACACAGCACCAAGACUUCAACACUCCUGCCCUGGUUUAGUCUCCAGUCUCCUUAUUCCUCUUUAAACACUCUUCACUUCCUGUGUGUGUGUUCAGUAAUAGAAAACAGGGUCAUCACUGCGCAUGUACAGAUGAAUGUAUCCAUGGCAAAAUAGAUUUUGGAUUCGAGUAUGUAAAAAGACUUCUCAUUCUCCAUGUUUUGUAUCAGAAUAACACGUUAGGAAAAAUAUUUGAUUUAUUUAAAACUGCAGGAUGUAUGAUUUUGUAUUUCCACCCGCUUUCUACUUUGCAAGUAACACCUUCAAUGAGAAUUCAGGGCUGCAUCCCAAACUGCAUUUUAUGGACUAAAUAUGAUGACCAAAAUAGCAGUGAGACCAUAGGUAUACUAACAUACUAUUUAGUAAGGUGGAAUGUGGUUUGGGACGCGUCCCAAGUAUUCAGGACGCUGAAGAUAAUAAUUAUUUGCUGUUAUCGUCGUCCCCUCAGGAUUACAGAAGUGUUAUGGGAAUUAAAGCUUUGUAGAUUUUAAUGAAAUGAUUGACUCGCCCGAUAGUUUUAAAUGCAUAAACUGCAGAGGAACACACAAAGUGCACAGCAAGCAUGCUACCUAAAACAGAGCUGCAAAUAAGAAGACAAGUUAGUAGAAAAAAUAUACACGAAACACGUGCAAAAGCUUUGAUUGCCCUACUCUCACCCAAGUGCAUCUAACCCAGAGUUUAAAAUGCAUGAAGUACAGAAAAACACACCAACAAGCACCAUAGACACUGGAUGGCCUAUGCUAGCUUAGUGUGCUAGCUAAAACAAUUUAGAUAAUAAAUAAACACGGACCUGUCAAAAUUACACACACCAAGAUGGAACAGAAGUAUUGACUGACUGACUCGUUAAUAUACACACUAACGAAAAGCAAAUGCUGAUCACCUCACUCUCACACAGAUUCAUCUAACCCAGAGUUUUAAACGCAUAACGUAGAGAAAAACACACCAGAAACACCUGCUAGCCAACAGUUUAGAGGAUAAAUAAACACCGAGCCAUCAAAAUUACACACACCAAGAGCGAACAGAAGAAUCAAUCAACUUGCUCUUGUCCAAUUUACCCCAGUUUAAAAUGCAGAAAUACUAUUACUCAUCAUCACACCCCAUUAGCCAUAAACUGACCCCCCUACAAUAGCUAAACAACUGGCUAAAGAUACAAAGUCCCCAAGGAGAAAAUAUCCAUCAUUCACCAGCUUCCCACCAGAUUAGAGAGUAUAGAGUAAACGUCUUACCUGUUCAGCAGGAAAAAUCUAAAACUCCAUCAGUAAUAUCUAACUCCUUCACUCCUUCACUCGGGUUGAUUGGUUUACAUUCUCACUCUCUCUUCUGAUUGGCUGCAGCUCCUGCCAAUCAUCAUGCAGCCUAAGCUCAGGAUUAUCAGAGUAUACAGUGUUUUUUCUGCCCUCAAUAACCAUGUUUUUUUUUUUCCAUUUUAACAAAAAACUAUGUAUUGUAGUUUUAAAAUUUAAAGUUUGAAGAAAGUUGGGAAUUUUUCAGACACUCGUUUCCAGACCUGAAAAAGUGUGGAAAUUCAGAAAAAGUGCUGGGAAAAGUUCUGUUGUUCAAGUAAGUCUCAAGACACUGAAGUUCUGAAUCUGUGGUCUUUAGAUGGUCUCUUAAGUUCAUGUUCAUGAUACAGUUAAUGACACACUAGGAAAUGUUCAGAAAGUUUCAAAAGUCUUGAAAAGGGCUUGGAUUUUUUUUUAAGAGGAAAGGGCAGAAGCCCUGUUAAUUUAGUAUACAAUCAUUAUGUAUUGCGUCUCUCUCUCUUUCCCUUGCUCUCUUUCUCACUCUCUCUCUCUCUCUCUCUCUCUCUCACACACACACACACACACACACAUAUACAUACAUACAACUGGCUAUUUUUUAUGUCCAUGACACAAAGUACAAUUUGAUCAAAAUAUGCAUGGAUAUCAGACAACGUGGUGACGUCCGGUAAAAUAAAUAAAUAAUAAAAUAAAAUAAAUAAAUAAAUAAAUUUCUAGGUGUCUAGGUGACCUUACUGCUAUUGGACCACACUUUGUUUUUGAAGUCCUGUUUACUAUAAAGUCUUAAAAAGAAAUUUUUAAUUUCUUAAUUUUAGAUUUUUAAUAUAAUACCCUGCAAGAACUCUCUAGAGCUCCACAGUAAGCUUGAGUCUGUUCUAAUACCACAGAAUUCUCACAGAAAUAGUGAAAUAAUUAUAAUUAUACAUCCACGUCAUGUUGUAUUUACAGUAAUGAGUUUUCAGCUGUUGAAGUAAAAACCAUUGAGCUCGUAAUUACUGGCUGGAAACUCGUAAUUUUCCGAAAGCUCUAAUUUGACAGAGCGUAACGUCAAUACGUUCUAAACAACUUGACCAACAAAAAAAAUGGCAGCAGCUUCUAGAGUUAGACAUUAGCUAGUUAUUAGUGUAACAUUAAAUCAGGAGUUUAACUUGAAUUAACUAUACAUAUAUAACAGAAUUCGAUUUUUAUAAUUAGUCAUAUUCAAUAAAGUGUACUCUAAUUACUCAGUUUAGCUUGUAGCAUUUACCUUUCUAUCUUACACCAGUGAAGGACAUCACACACAUCCAAAACCACGCCCUGUUCACGUUUUUUGGAGUUUUGCAGUCAUUUUGAAGUCUGAGUGUAUGCUCAUGAUAUCCCACAAUGCACUACAAUAGGAUCGUGUCCAAAUGAUGUACUCUAGAGGAUGCAAAAUACCCAUAAUCCAUCUUGAUUAUUUAUAUUAUCAAGGCCAUUGAUGUAUCUAUUGUGACGUUGUAUGUAUCACCGUACAAACAAGUCAUUUUCACGUCCCUAUUCACUGCAUAGUGCACUAUUUAGUAGCCACGUCCCACAAUGCACUGCUUAAAGGUUCAGGGCCAAGUGACCUACCCUAGAGAGUACAGAAUACCCAUAAUGCACUUUGACAUUUGUAGAGUUUGACUUGUGGCCUCAUUAUUAUCUAUAUGUGAAGUGAACAUGCUAGUAAAUUAUAUUUGUCUAGUAUUGAUAUUAUUUGAAAAUAAUGUUUAAAGAAUUACUACAUAAUAAUUACUACAAAUUGUUUGUACAUUUAUUAGAAUUACACAACAGGGAAAUUUGUAUGUGGAGGAUUAAUGAUGUCGCAAGAAACAAGCAAAGCACAGGUGCAUGACCUAAUCUUGACUGAGUGAAGCAGAAUAAUCACUUUAACUGGUUGUAAACAUUAUUAUUGUUAUUAUUAUUAUUAUUAUUAUUAUUAUUUAUUGGACUGUAGAAAACUCCACAGAGGCUGCUGUAUAACACUGUCUAACAUCACCUCCAUGUGUUCACAGAAAGCCAUUACAGGAUGCAUCUUUUUGCUUAUUCCUUAGCAAGGUGUUUUUAUGUCGAACCCCUGAACUGCAAGUUCUGAAAAAACGCUGCCGUCAUUAUUUCAACUUAAUAUCUCUUAACAUCUUCAUAAUCAAAAUAAUGAUAUAUGAAGUCGAAAUAAUGAAAUUCAAUGAUUCUUUUCCCACUCGCAGGGCUUUUGACGACUGUGCUGCUAUUAAAGCUACACACGCAGGAGUCAGAAUUAGGGCUGAGUGAAUAUAUACUGUAAAAAUAUAUCACGAUAUUGUAUCACGAAUAGUUUUACGGUAUUUGCUAACAACGAGCCAAGUAGCUGAGCCAGUAGUGCAGCUGCAGAUCACAGGUUUAGAGUAAUGCGCUCAUUCUAAUAUGUCAUGGUUUCUACUGUAACAGAAGACGCAGACGCGUAAUUGUUGAUGUGGUGAAGUUUGCUGUAAGGAGAUGUUUUUAUAACACUUCUGGAAGGAGUCUCCAGUGUCAGCGCUUUGUAACAGUCAGCGUUAAAAGCUGUAACUUAAAGUUUUCCGACAUCUUCAGGACAGAGGAGUUUACGCCUUGCAGUUUCUGGGUAACAUGACAAGCUGCGUUAUUUUGUCACAAUAACUUCAAGAGAGAAAAAAGAAAGGCUCGUGAGGGAAUGUCUGUUUAUAGCUGCUAUAACGUAAAUUUAUAUUUAUAGCAGCUAAAACGUAACGUAAAACUUGUAACAUGGACAUGCCACAACAUUAAAUGUAACUAUAAAUGAAUAAAAUGUACCACGUCAUUGUUUGAUUAAAAAAAUUUAAUUGUUGGCAAACUGCUGUGGUAAAAGGGGAAUAAAACACUUGGGGAGGUGUGGAUGAUGAAAUGUGUGUUACGUUACUUAAAGGAGCAGUUUGUGUAGUUUUUGUAAGUUUUAUAGCCCCACCCACCACCACACUGAAACUGUGUGUGACUUGUAUGUUGCCUUUUAUGGGAAAAGGGGGCGGGACUAGGCAGCUCUUGUCAGAGGCAGAAAAAGAAACUUGUAAAAUCCGUUUACAUUUUUUUUUUUGAGGUAUCUUUAAAAUGAUAUCAUUUCCACAGGUCUGGAAACACUACGAAAUUUCGAACUGCACCUUUUGAACCGCAGGACAUUGCAUGUACUAUAGUAAAUAAUUCUGUGCCUUGGUUAAUAUUUAGUGCCAUAUCAAGCUGAAAUAUUUACACAUGGAAAGCUAAAACCUGCCAACGCACACAGCAACGUGAUGAGAAACCUUUUGGUCAUGUCAGAGGAAAUAUUUUUUAUGGAAGCCCUGAACCACAGACUGUGAUGAUUCAAGAUGUCAUUGUUUCAACAUAAUAUUUUGUUAUUUUCACUUCAUAACUCAUUAUUUCAAGAAAUUGUGUCAUUAAUUAAAUCGCUAUUUUGAAUUAUUUCAACUCCAUAUUCAACACCCCACAAUCUAUCAAUAAGAACAGCUUAUAAUUCUUAUUCAGUAUGCAGUUUCUCAGAGAGUGAGUAAGCCAGGUGUCGAUUUAGAUUACUUUAAGUAUUCUUAAUUCAGUUAACUGUGUUCAGUAUACUACUAAGUAUAAAACUAAAUAAGAGUUUAAGCUGAAUUAAGAUAUUGGAGCUAUUAGGAGGAGUUAUUAAUUUGAAAUAAAGAGAUUAAGUCUUAUUCAUGAUAUAAUAUCUGGUAAUAAGGAGUUAUUAAGUUGAAAUAAUGAGAUAUUAAGUCAUAACAGGAUGUAGUUGAAUGGAAUAUGGAAUAAUUAUCUAAUAGUCUUUAGUACUGGAUGAUGUUUUUAUGCUUCACUGAUUUUUGUCGGUGCUUUGGCUAUAAAGUUACCGUCCAAACCAAAACCCCAAGUCCACACACAAACACAAGGCUAAAAUCGACAGGCUAAAAUCAGUGUUGCAGCUUUAAUAUUGAGUUCUGCUGAACUGUUAGUACCGUGUUGGUGUUGUUUCUGUGGAUUGUUAUUUGCUGUAUGUACCGUCUCAGUACUGUCACUUCUCCUACAUGUUACUCAUUAAUCCUGUGCUGCUGCUUCUUAUCACGUGUUAAAAGGAAUACGUCAGGGUUUCUCAAGCUUAUCUCUAUCCACUGUAUCCGUAGAGUGUGUGUGUGUGUGUGUGUGUGAUUACCAAUGAGGAGAAUUUCAUCGACUGAGAAAGAAAAGAAAUCCUAACUCACUUAAAAUGAACAUAUAUGCAGCCAUUGAAUUCUGUCAAAAAAUGUUUAGUGAAACGUAUUUUUGUAGAAUAUUGUUAUGAAUUCUUCAACCAGAUGUGUUUGUUAAAGAAAUCUGUUUAGUCUAAAUCUGUUUAGUCAGAGAUGGGUUGUUUUCAGAGCAAAGAAUUUGUGGUUAUGUUAUCAGUGUAGCUGUCUGGCUCUGAUGGAGGCAGGAACCUUCGGAUACGUGUAACGUAAGGCUGCUUUCACACUUGAUUUUUUUUUUCCCCUUAACUGCUGCCACACAUUUUACUUUUUUUUUUUGGUCACAGCUUUUCAGUAAACACUUUUUAACUCCUGACCAAUCAGGUCGCAAGUUGGGGGGUAAGUGAGAUAAACAAACAUAGAGGACAAUAUGUCAGUGGAAAAGAAAAACUGUCUUGCUAGUGAGCGAAUAGGAGAUUUAUGACAUGUUGAAUGGAAAACAUUUCAGUGUAACUAAAAAUAACUGUGUGUAUGUUUGGGAUGUUCACCGGUAUGUGAUGUUACAUUUCCACUUUAACUGUCGCUGCAUACGGUAAAGUUACACAAGCAGCACAAAUUCUCUUGAUUCUCAAAUUCUGCCUCCAAAGCUACAAUGAAGUCAAACGACCUCCUCAUCACCAGAGUUACACCAGUAUUUAUUUCAUCUGCAUUACUGAGAUUAAUAAAGCACAAGCUAGGCUAGUUAGUUAGCUGGUGCUAGCUAGGAAUGGUAAGAGCGUUGUUAUGGUUACAAUGCGCACGUGCCCUUGAAGUAAACAGCUUUUCUGGUUUUCCUCAGUGCAGGGAAACAUGUUGAUAUUCCCAUCAGUGGUAAUCACACACACAUGCUACAGAUUUGGGGGAUAGAGAUUAAGAAAAAAAAACCUGCUGGAGUAUU
Pangasianodon hypophthalmus (striped catfish) is the source of this 7427-nucleotide messenger RNA. It is a transcript of the gene cyb561, whose product is annotated as transmembrane ascorbate-dependent reductase CYB561. Gene Ontology annotation, molecular function: oxidoreductase activity. Gene Ontology annotation, cellular component: lysosomal membrane. Lineage: Eukaryota; Metazoa; Chordata; Actinopteri; Siluriformes; Pangasiidae. The coding region runs from base 241 to 1038 and encodes 265 amino acids. The transcript has 7 exons. The record is from RefSeq and is a predicted model, not a curated record.